GAAAUGAUGCAAAACCAGAGCACUGUAACUGAUUUUGUCCUACUGGGACUUUCGAAUAUUCCAAGAGUUCAGAAAAUGAUUUUUGUUGUGUUUUUGUUGGUCUACAUUGCAACUGUUUUGGGCAACAUGCUGAUUAUAGUAAGUAUCCUCUGCAGCCCUGCACUGCUGGGCUCCCCCAUGUACGUCUUCCUGGCAGUCCUGUCCUUCCUGGAUGCCUGCUUCUCCUCUUCCAUCACACCAAAAAUGAUUGUGGACUCCAUUCGUGAAAGGAAAACCAUCUCUUAUGAAGGAUGCAUGAUUCAACUUUUUGCUGAACACUUCCUUGCAGGGGCAGAGGUAAUUGUCCUCUCUGUCAUGGCCUUUGACCGCUAUGUGGCCAUUUGCAAGCCCUUGCACUACUCUUCCAUCAUGAACUGGAGGCUCUGUGGCAUUCUGGUGGGGGUGGCCUGGACAGGGGGCUUCUUGCAUUCCAUCAUCCAGAUUCUCUUUACAUUCCAACUGCCCUUUUGCGGAUCUAAUGUCAUUGAUCAUUUCAUGUGUGACCUGUACCCAUUAUUGGGGCUGUCCUGCACUGACACCCACAUCCUAGGCCUUCUGGUGAUUGCCAAUAGUGGGUUAAUCUGCAUCAUCAUCUUCUCCCUGUUGCUUGUCUCCUAUGGUGUCAUCUUGUUCUCCCUGAGGACACACAGUGCUGAAGGGCGGAGGAAAGCUCUGUCCACCUGUGGAUCGCACAUUACUGUUGUGAUUUUGUUUUUUGUUCCCUGCAUAUGUACCUAUGCAAGACCUCCGUUUGCCUUCACGUCUGACAAAAUGGUGGCCAUAUUUUACACCAUCCUGAGUCCCUUGCUUAAUCCUUUGAUUUACACUUUCAGGAAUCAGGAAGUGAAAAAUGCCAUAAGAAAAGUGUGGAAGAGAGUGGUGGUGUUUUCUGAUGAAAGAUAG
Messenger RNA from Sciurus carolinensis (gray squirrel), 942 nucleotides. Its product is annotated as olfactory receptor 4C15-like. Gene Ontology annotation, biological process: G protein-coupled receptor signaling pathway. The coding region runs from base 4 to 942 and encodes 312 amino acids. The transcript has a single exon. Lineage: Eukaryota; Metazoa; Chordata; Mammalia; Rodentia; Sciuridae. Gene Ontology annotation, molecular function: olfactory receptor activity; G protein-coupled receptor activity. The record is from RefSeq and is a predicted model, not a curated record. Gene Ontology annotation, cellular component: membrane.